Molecule: messenger RNA, 426 nt
Organism: Racocetra persica
Lineage: Eukaryota; Fungi; Glomeromycota; Glomeromycetes; Diversisporales; Gigasporaceae
Source: the annotation of a GenBank genome assembly
AUGUAUCUUUUUCCCGAAAAUAGAAGUAGUAAAUAUUUAGAUAAGCUAGAUAAAAAAUUGGCAGUUGAGUAUUAUAUUAUUUGUAGUAACCAAAAUGCUAAACUAAUAGUGUUUAAAAAAACUAUUUCACUUUUUGUAGAUUUGAUGAGAGUUUCUACAGAGACUAUCGAUACCUUAUCACAUGCUGGUAUAACGAUUUCACGAAGGUAUCUUGAUAGAGAGAAAACAGCUAUCGCUGAUAAUCAUCUGCAUAAGUUGCAUUAUGAAAUAUCUUUGGACGAGAAGCUUGAAAAUAUUACUCUUCACAAAUACGAUGAUCGCAUAAAAGAACGAUGGGAAGAGCGUAAAAUGAAAGAUACAAUUCUUUUAGACUUUUUUGAAUUAAGUCUAAAAGAUAUGGAUUCGUAUAUUAUUGUUUUAAAAGAA